Molecule: messenger RNA, 1992 nt
Organism: Otolemur garnettii (small-eared galago)
Lineage: Eukaryota; Metazoa; Chordata; Mammalia; Primates; Galagidae
Gene: OTOP3
Product: otopetrin 3
Exons: 7
Coding region: 218-1954 (578 amino acids)
Biological process (GO): proton transmembrane transport
Cellular component (GO): membrane
Molecular function (GO): proton channel activity
Source: RefSeq, a predicted model, not a curated record
UUGGCCACACCGUCUGGGCCUGAGCCCCCGGCGGGGUAAUUAACGAGGGAUUAAUGAGAUUUCCAAAGUCAACAGAAAAAUCGAUGGGCCCGGGAGCCCGAGCGGCGGCUGCGCAGUCCUGCGGGGGAAGGGCGUCGGGGGCAUCGGUCCGGGCGCGGGAGCCUCACCUGGACUGACGAUCAGCGCUGCGCCCGCAGUCGGCGGUCAGUAGGCGGCAAUGCCUGCCCAAGCCUCAGCUUCUGCCGAGGCUCUACCCAUGCCUUCUCCAGAGGUACAGGAGGCUGAAGCAAACCCAGACAAGGAGAGCCAAGUAGACAUGGGGACCGAGGAGACAGGGACUGCUGCCCCACCCCGGCAGAAGUCCUGGCUGGUGCGGCACUUCUCACUGCUUCUGCGGCGGGACCGGCAGGCCCAGAAGGCCGGGCAGCUCUUCUCCGGGCUCCUGGCCCUGAACGUGGUGUUCCUGGGUGGGGCCUUCAUCUGCAGCAUGAUCUUCAACAAGGUGGCCAUCACCCUGGGCGAUGUCUGGAUCCUUCUGGCCGCGCUGAAAGUUCUCUCCCUCCUCUGGCUUCUCUACUACAUGGCUGGUACCAUCCGCCGGCCACAUGCUGUGCUCUAUCAGGACGCUCAUGCGGGACCCAUCUGGGUGCGGGGCUCCCUGGUGCUCUUCGGCAGCUGCACGGUCUGCCUCAACGCCUUCCGCGUGGGCUACGACGUGAGCCACAUCCACUGCAAGUCUCAGCUCGAAAUUGUCUUCCCUGUCAUCGAAAUGGUCUUCAUCAGCAUCCAGACCUGGGUGCUCUGGAAACACUGUAAGGACUGUGUUCAGGUCCAGACCAACUUCACGAGGUGUGGCCUGAUGCUAACCCUGGCCACAAACCUGCUGCUGUGGGUUCUGGCCAUCACCAAUGACUCCGUACACCGAGAGAUCGAGGCUGAGCUCAGCGACCUUGUGGAAAAGUUCUCAGGCGAUGAGAACACCACCUGUCUGUGCCUCAACGCCACUGUGUGUGCGGCCUUCCGGAAGGGCUACCUGAUGCUGUUCCCCUUCAGCACCGAGUACUGCCUCAUCUGCUGCGCCGUGCUGUUCGUCAUGUGGAAGAAUGUGGGCCGCCGCCUGGCACACCACGCGGGCGGCCACCCCAGCACCCCGCCCUUCCACCUGCACGGGGUCAUCUUCGGGCCCUUGCUGGGUCUGCUGACACUGGUGGCAGGCGUGUGCGUCUUUGUGCUCUUCCAGAUCGAGGCAAGUGGCCCUGCCAUUGCCCCCCAGUACUUCAGCCUCUACUAUGCCUUCUAUGUGGCCGUGCUGCCCAUCAUGAGCCUGGCGUGCCUGGCGGGCACGGCUAUCCAUGGGCUGGAGGAGCGGGAGCUGGACACACUCAAGAACCCCACCCGCAGCCUGGAUGUGGUGCUGCUGAUGGGCGCCGCGCUGGGCCAGGUAGGCAUUGCCUACUUCUCCAUCGUGGCCGUGGUGGCCACCCGCCCGAGUGAGUCGCUCAACCGCCUGAUGCUGGCCUACUCGCUGCUGCUCAUCCUGCAGCACAUUGCCCAGAACGUCUUCAUCAUUGAAGGCCUGCACCGCCGCCCAGUCUGGGAAGCAGCUCCCGAGGGCUCAUUGGGGAAGGGAGAGGCCCAGCCUCCCCGCAGGGGCUCCCUGCUGGAGCUGGGCCAGGACCUCCGGCGGGCCUCGCUGGCCUACAUUCACUCCUACAGCCACCUCAACUGGAAGCGACGGGCACUCAAGGAGAUCUCUCUCUUCCUCAUCCUCUGCAAUAUCACACUGUGGAUGAUGCCUGCAUUUGGCAUACACCCGGAGUUUGAGAAUGGGCUGGAAAAGGAUUUCUAUGGCUACCGGACGUGGUUCACCAUCGUCAACUUCGGCCUGCCUCUGGGAGUCUUUUACCGCAUGCACUCUGUGGGAGGGCUGGUGGAGGUCUACCUGGGGGCCUGAAUCUGCCCAAGAAACUCACCCCAGCAGAACCCUAAAGU